AGACCACCAUGAAGGCCCUCCUUUGGCUCUCUCUUUCCCUGGCCGUUGUGGCCUCCCCGACCCGACGGGAUGCCGCGCCUACCGUCACCAUUGCGCAGCCAUCUGCCACGAUCAUUGGGGCGGCCGGCGCCGUUGAGACCUUCAACAACAUCCCUUUCGCACAGGCGCCCACGGGGUCUCUGCGUCUGAAGCCUCCGCAGCCAUUGGAAACGGCUCUCGGCACGGUCAAGGCCACUGGUGCCUCCCAGUCCUGUCCGCAGAUGUACUUCACCACCGACGACGACUCCUUCCCCGCAUCCAUCCUAGGCCUGCUCGCGGAUAACCCCUUGGUCCAGGCGGCCACCAAUGCGGGCGAGGACUGUCUGAGCCUUGACAUCCGGCGUCCGGCCGGGACCACGGCGGACUCGAAGCUGCCCGUGCUCGUCUGGAUCUUUGGUGGAGGCUUCGAGCUCGGCUCCAAGGCCAUGUAUGAUGGAACCACUAUGGUAACCUCGUCCAUCAAUACGAACAUGCCGGUCGUGUUCGUGGCGAUCAACUAUCGCGUGGGUGGCUUCGGAUUCCUUCCCGGGAAGGAGAUCCUGGAGGACGGUUCUGCCAACCUUGGGCUUCUGGACCAACGCCUUGCUCUGGAGUGGGUGGCCGACAACAUCGCGGCCUUCGGUGGAGACCCGGAGAAGGUGACCAUCUGGGGCGAAUCAGCAGGCGCCAUUUCCGUCUUCGACCAGAUGAUCCUGUACGACGGCAACAUCACGUACAAGGACAAGCCCCUAUUCCGGGGUGCCAUCAUGGACUCGGGCAGUGUGGUUCCGGCGGAUCCCGUGGAUGGGGUGAAAGGACAGCAGGUGUAUGAUACGGUCGUGUCAACGGCGGGCUGCUCCUCUGCCAACGACACCCUGGCCUGUCUGCGCGAGCUCGACUACACUGACUUCCUCAAUGCGGCAAACUCCGUGCCUGGGAUCAUCGGCUAUAACUCGGUGGCGCUGUCUUAUGUGCCUCGUCCGGACGGCAGCGCCUUGACGGCAUCGCCGGAUGUUCUGGGCAAGGCCGGCAAGUACGCGCGGGUGCCGUUUAUUGUGGGCGACCAAGAAGACGAGGGGACCUUGUUUGCCCUGUUCCAGUCCAACAUCACGACCGUCGACGAGGUGGUUGACUACCUGGCCAACAUUUUCUUUUUCGACGCCAGCAAGGAGCUGCUGCAGGACCUGGUGGCCCAGUACCCCGAUACCACGACGUACGGGUCCCCAUUUCGGACGGGCGCGGCCAACAACUGGUAUCCACAGUUUAAACGGCUGGCGGCCAUUCUUGGCGACUUGGUCUUUACCAUCACCCGGCGGGCCUUCCUCUCCUAUGCAGCGGAGAUAUCCCCGGAGCUGCCGAACUGGUCUUACCUCGCCACGUAUGACUACGGGACGCCGAUCCUGGGGACAUUCCAUGGGAGUGACCUGCUGCAGGUCUUUUAUGGGAUCAAGCCGAACUACGCGGCCAGCUCCUCCCACACGUACUAUCUGAGCUUUGUCUAUACGCUGGACCCGAACUCCAACCGCGGGCAGUACAUGGAAUGGCCGCAAUGGAAGGAGAACCGGCAGCUGAUGAAUUUCGGAGCCAACAGUGCCAGCCUGCUCACGGAUGAUUUCCGCAACGGGACGUAUGAGUUGAUCCUGCAGAAUGUGGCGUCGUUCCAUAUCUGAGGGGGAGGAUGCAAUUGGAGGAGGGUUGGAUGAUGCCAGGGUCAUCAUCGUCAUGUUCGGCCUCGGCAAGGAUAUAUAAUCUAAUAUAUAGUACUGCACUGGAAGCGAU
This is a messenger RNA of Aspergillus ibericus CBS 121593, 1797 nucleotides long. RefSeq names its product putative extracellular lipase. Lineage: Eukaryota; Fungi; Ascomycota; Eurotiomycetes; Eurotiales; Aspergillaceae. Bases 9 to 1688 code for a protein of 559 amino acids. The record is from RefSeq and is a predicted model, not a curated record. The transcript has a single exon.